GAAUAUGGGUUCGUCUGUUGUGAAGAGUCUGCCAGAGUUGCUAUGGCUACCCCAGUAGGGGUGGGAAGUUGUGUGCACAGGCUGUUCACAGCUCACGCUGCUAGCGCUACAUUUCACCAGAGCUCCCCAGAUUGCCUCUGCAGCAAAAACAAAGAGCUAAGAACAAUAUGCCCAUUGUAAAAUAUCCUAGGACUGUAGAGCCUCUCUGGAUUGGAUGGGACAGGAAGGCACAGAAAUGUGGAUUAAGACAUACAAUUUAUGCUGUCAAUAGGGAUCACUAUACUGGGGAAUGGUUGGACAAUUUGAAGCAUGGAAAAGGUACACAGACCUGGAAAAGUACAGGUGCAAUAUAUAAUGGUGACUGGAAGUUUGGAAAACGGGAUGGAUAUGGAACAUACAGCAUUCCUGACCCUGUAACUAAAGAAUACAAGAAAGUGUAUUCAGGCUGGUGGAAAAAUGACAAAAAAUGUGGCUAUGGAAUUAAGUUUUACUCAGACAUGGAAUAUUAUGAAGGGGAAUGGAGUGGUGGGAAAAGAAGCGGCUGGGGCAGAAUGUACUACAAGGAUGGUUCCAUCUAUGAAGGACAAUGGUUGGAAGACCAACACAGUGGCCAAGGAAUGCUUCGCUUAACAAAUGAAAAUCGGUAUGAAGGAACAUGGAAAGAUGGAAAAAAACAUGGCCUAGGAAAGUUUUUCUACCUGAAUAAAGGCCAGUUGUUUGAAGGUUUCUGGGUAGCAGAUUUUCCGAAGUAUGGAACUAUGAUUGACUUUGGACGAGAAGAAGCUCCUACUCCUACACAGUAUCCAAUACCCAAGAUUGAACUGGCCAAUCCAGAUGAUGUUUUAGAAGAGGCCCAGGCAAUGCUUGACAACAGCCAAGAAUGAGAACAGGCUCCUGAUAAAGAUAUGAGAAAAGAACAUAAGACUCAUUGUUACUUCUUCAUUUGAAUCAUCUUUCUAGAUCCAUGGUACAUGAGACGGUGUGUUUUGUAAAGCAGAGAAGCAGCACCAAAACCUACUUGGUUCUCAAGAAAUUAAUUAGUUCUUCAAAACUGCCACAAUGCACACUUCAUUCUGUAUUUCUAUUUGGACAGGAUCCAUUUUACUCAGGAGUUUGGAAGCUGAAGAGGCCUUAUAGGAAGAAAUUAUUCUGCCCAUGAAUAAAUUAAAAGUAGGUGUUGACCUCCUUUGACACUAUAUUACAGAAAACCUGUGUGUGAUCGUAAACCAAUUUCCAGGCUGUUUUAAUACCAGAUGGCCAUGGUCAAGUGGGCUGAAAGCCAAGAACACACUAUCUAUACUUUCAUGUUCCAGUUGCAAGAAUUAAAGUCAUGGCAUUCUGAAUUAAAGUCCUCCUGGAAGGUCUGUAUUUUUAUUUUCUUCAGACCAUAGCACUAACUCAGUGUAAUACUAGUGCUACAGUUAAAUUAAAAACAGACUAGUACAGAUGGGUGAAUGAAGAUACAUGCUGACAUAGAUGUCAGUCUGGUAUUGCAGAAAGAGGUGCAUUCUGCUGGUGGGUGCAGUUAGGGUUUUUAUAUGGGCUUGCUUGAUUUUGCCUUCUAUACAUCCCAAGAGUAUUAAUUUAGUUUACAAAUUUCUGCACAUAGGGGUAGCUUUAUUGGAACUAAGAAUCAUUUUCAUGCUGCACUAAACACCAUUAAAAAAAAUUAAAUGAAAAGGUGAGAUGGAACCUGGUUUGCAGCCAGAUACAUGACUGCCAUACUGUAGGUGUUACAAAGAGGUCAUUUUCCAGCAAGACAUCCAUUCCCAAAACACUACCCAUAAGUGCCAGGUUUACAAUAAUGUCCAUUUAGUUAUGGGGAGAUGAUUUCUUCCCAAAGUGACUUCUAGUCUUGAUCCAAAAAGGCUGCAGGUUUCAUACAAGAAAUUCCUUAUAAUCCUACAGAAGUAUUUUCUAGCUCAACUUGAAAGGGAGGAAAUAGCGAUCUAUUACAAUGCCCUGUCACAGAUGAGGAGGAUUUCUCCCAUCAAAGCCCAAAUCGAUUGGCUUUUGGUCGGUGAAGUAGAUAUGUACGGGCUGCCCAGGAGAAUAGAAUUCUUCCUACGUUUCCUAUCACCCACAGGCUAUAGUAGCAGCCACAGGCCUCCAUAUUCCCCCACGUUUUUUGGCCAAAAGACGCUGAAGUUUAGUUGGACUGGUCUCCUCCACCUCCACCCUCACUCCCACACAGUAAGCUUCUGCAGAGAACAGCUCUGUGAGAUGCUGAGAGGAGGAGUAUAGUGCCCUGGCCCAGCAUCCCCAUGGCAUGCCCUCCCUGUACAGAGGAAUCCUAAUGUUUCCAUUAGUCUCAAAGCUUUUUGUGCCUGCACAGGGGAGAUGGGAAGCUGGAUUUCGCUUACAUACCCCAUAGUAAUCGACAAUGAAUUUUCAAAAACAUGUUUUGAAAUACCCAGUCCUCUCAGUAACUAUGUAUGGUCUUAGUAGAAGCCACCACUGUACUUAACAGCUGGUGCUCUAGAUAAAGCCUGAGAACCACUCUGUGUGAUCAAAAUGCACAUCUGGUAAAUAGAAGGCAAAUUCUAAGCCUAGCUCUACCUCUCUCUUGCCUUCAGUAAGUCACUUAACUGUAGAGCAGUGGUUCUCAACCAGGGUUCUGGUGCCUCUUGGGGGGCCACAAGCAGGUUUCAGGGAGGCUGCCAAGCAGGGCUGGCAUUAGACAUGCUGGGGCCUAGGACAACAAGCCGAAGCCCCACUACAUGGGGUUGAAGCAGAGGCCUGAUGCCCUGCCACCCGGUGCUGAAGCUGAAGCCUAAGCAACUUAGCUUCACGGGGCCCCCUGUGGCAUGGGGCUUGGGGAAUUGCCCUGACUGCUACCCCCUAAUGCUAGCCCUGGCUUUUACAUGCACAAAAAUAGUUGUAGCCCAGAUGGGCUGUGGAAUUGUUAUAGCAUGGGGGGGGGUGCUCAAGGAAAAAGGUUGAGAACGCCUGCCCUAGAGCACACAUCAUUAGGCUGAAGUCAAUGAAGGCAUGCUAAUUUACGUUAGAUAUAUUUCCAAAUUGGUGCAAGAGAUACAUGUACCUCUUGCAGAGAACUGCUAUGAGGAUUCAUAUGUGUAAAGCACACAAGUGCCAUGUUACAUCAGAAUGUCUGAAGCUGAUUAAUGAAAAAACAAAAAAAAUCACUGUUAAUCAGUUAGUGUGUGAUUAGUUCAUCCGAUUUACACUGCACUUCUGAAUAUCAAUGAAAAUGAGAAUAUAUUUUUGUUGAGAGUUCAUUCAACUGACUCCCCAAACUCUAAUUUAAGUAAGAGCCUCCUUUAAAAACACACUGAGUCGAGAACAAUAUCAAGGUCAGGUAUAGUCCCAAGAAUAAAGCAGUGUUAAAGUGAGGAAAGAGACUGUGACCACAUUAUUCUCUUUAUGCCUAUUUGUGGAGUCAGGAAGGGUUUUGUCUGCACCUGGUAGCCCAUAUACCACAUUACACUCAAGACUCUGAAUGGUGACUCACUGAAUACUUAAGAGGAUAUCUUCACGAAACUGAGAUUAUUACUGGCACCGUGUAACUAAAUGGAGUAAAAUGAGUGACAGUUACAGAACAAGACGUUUGUCAGAUGUCUUGGUGACAAGACAAAUUAUAAGCAUAUUUUAUUUCAAUUUUAAAUCUAAACAUAAUAUAUACAGCAACUGGUGUUUAAACUGCUUAAAGUAAAUGCUUAAUACCAUUAGUAUAAACGGGAUCAGAAUAAAAUGGAGUGCACUCUACUGUUUAGAGAACAGAUUUGACAUCAUGAGUUCUGGUCUUUAUUUGUGCCUCUGCCAUGCAGUUAAUAUGUGAUCUUGCACAAGGCACAUCUUUUGUGACCAUUUCCCCAGCUGAAGAAUGGGGAAAAUACAUACAUGAGCUGCGCCUAAAGGCUUAAAGUGCAGUUAUGGUCAGAAAAAAAUGACUAGUAAUAGCUCUAAUUAAAAAGGAAUG
This is a messenger RNA of Dermochelys coriacea (leatherback sea turtle), 3940 nucleotides long. It is a transcript of the gene MORN3, whose product is annotated as MORN repeat containing 3. The record is from RefSeq and is a predicted model, not a curated record. NCBI's taxonomy places the organism in Eukaryota, Metazoa, Chordata, Testudines, Dermochelyidae. The transcript is spliced from 6 exons. The coding region runs from base 168 to 884 and encodes 238 amino acids.